GGGGAGCGCCAUCGAUCGGGGCAGCUCCUCCUGCCAGCUUCCUCUCCCCUCCUCGCCCGGAUCGCGCAGCCAGCGAGGGAGGAGGCGGGUGGCCCGCGGUGAGGGCACGGGCGGCACGGCCUCGCGGGUGCCAGGAGCCGGAGGGUUUGCACCUCCCAACUUUGGGAGCAGGAGCCGUGCGGCAGGGAGGCGGUUAACGUCCAGGAGGAUCCACAGCCGGGGGAUUAGGAGGGGCUGGCUGGCUGCAGGCUGCCUCCGGCUCCUAGUCCCCGCUCCAGCCGCGGUGGCUGCUCCUCUCCUGGGGCAGGAACUCGUGGCAGGGGGUGCCAGGCCCCGGCGGGUGAGCGGAGCUGCCAGCGAGCGGCAGUGCUCUCUGCUCUCCUUGGCAUCACUUUACCGCGUCCGAGCUGUUCUAACAAGUGGCUAGAGCAGCACUUUGGAGCUGGCCGGGGCUGGCGGGGCUCGGUUCGGCGCAGCGCCCCUGCCCGGGGGGCUCCGGUCCCUGCCCACUGCCUCUGCUCACGCGCCGGGCUGCACGGGGAAAUGACGGUGACAUGUCUUGAAUGAUUAAGUAUUCCCUGGAUUGUAUUAGCACAUGCUGCCUACCCGCUGCCUGUGUCUGCCGGGUCUUAGCCAGCGCAGGGGAGGCAGAGGCCGGGUUAUUUGACAGCUGUAUUUGUGCUGAUAAGCGAAGGCACAAGGAGACGAUCGACUAGUGAGACAAGAGGGAAGCAGCGGCUGGGAGCGCCGGAGAAGGGCUGCGCUUCCCUUGGCAUCGCCCCGCUCUCGCUCGGCGGGUGAGGUGUCCUGCCACAGAGGAGGCUCCCCCGUGCCCGUCCCCGGGUCUGGCCGGGUCCCCACGCCGGGGGCUAGCUCGCUGGCUGGGCACGGUGGGCGCGCCAGCCGCUCUGGGCAGAUGCCAAUUGAGAUCGUGUGUAAAAUUAAAUUUGCCGAGGAGGAUGAGAAGCAGAAGGAGGAAGAAGAAGGGGACAAGGAGAGCCUGAUCGAGGAGCCCAGCCGCCGGUGCACCCAUGACCUGGCCACCUUCGCUGGCACCAGCACCCUGCACGGCCUUGGCCACAUCUGCGGGUCAGGACGCCUGGGUGUGCGGCAGACCCUGUGGGCGUUCGCCUUCCUGCUCUCACUGGCCUUCUUCCUGUCCCAGGCAGCCCGCUCGGCGCUGCUGUACCUGGAGCGCCCGCACCUCACGGCGCUGGACGAGGAGGCUGCCCGCGAGAUGCUCUUCCCGGCCGUGACCAUCUGCAACAUCAACCGGUUCCGCCACUCCGCGCUCUCCGACGCCGACAUCUUCCACCUGGCCAACAUGACCGGGCUGCCCCCCAAGGACCGCGAGGGGCACAGGGCGGCUGACCUACUCUACCCCGACCCGGACAUGGCCGACAUCCUGAACCGCACCGGCCACCAGCUCGACGACAUGCUCCAGAGCUGCAACUUCAGCGGCGAGAAGUGCUCCUCCCGGAACUUCACCGUGGUCUACACCCGUUAUGGCAAGUGCUACACCUUCAACGCCGACAGGAGGAGCCCGCGCGUGACCCGCCAGGGCGGCAUGGGCAACGGGCUGGAGCUGAUGCUGGACAUCCAGCAGGAAGAGUACCUGCCCAUCUGGAGAGAGACCAAUGAGACGUCGUUCGAGGCUGGGAUCCGGGUGCAGAUCCACAGCCAGGAGGAGCCGCCCUACAUCCACCAGCUGGGCUUCGGGGUCUCCCCCGGCUUCCAGACCUUUGUGUCCUGCCAGGAGCAGAGGCUCACCUACCUGCCCCAGCCCUGGGGGAACUGCCGGGCCAGCGUGCCCGGAGAGCAGAUCCUGCCGGGCUACGAGGGCUACAGCAUCGCCGCCUGCCGCCUGCAGUGCGAGAAGGAGGCCGUGGUGAGCAGCUGCCAGUGCCGCAUGGUGCACAUGCCAGGGAACGAGUCCAUCUGCUCGCCCAACGUCUACAUCGAAUGCGCCGACCAGACGCUCGACGCGGCACUGGAGGACCCCCAGGAGCGCUGUAGCUGCCCCACGCCCUGCAACCUGACCCGCUACGGCAAGGAGAUCUCCAUGGUGCGCAUCCCCAACAAGGGCUCAGCCCGCUACCUCGCCCGCAAGUACCACCGCAACGAGACCUACAUCCGAGAGAACUUCCUGGUGUUGGACAUUUUCUUCGAGGCGCUGAACUACGAGGCCAUCGAGCAGAAGAAAGCCUACGAGCUGGCGGGGCUGCUGGGGGACAUCGGGGGGCAGAUGGGGCUGUUCAUCGGCGCCAGUAUCCUGACCAUCCUGGAGAUCCUGGACUACAUCUAUGAGGUGAUCCGGGACAAGGUGAGCCGGGCUCUGGGCCGCUCCAAGCCGCCCCUGAGGAAGCCGUCGGGCAGCAUCGCCACGCUGGGGCUGGAGGAGCACAAUGAUCAGAGCCCCUGCGGGACGCUGGGCCGACACGCCGAGGGCGCCUACAGCACCAGCAUCCUGCCCAACCACCGCUACGCCCACCAGGGCGUCUUCGAGGACUUCGCCUGCUAGACCGGGCUCAGCACUGCGGGUGCGAAGGGCCCCCCAGCCCCACGGGCUGCACGGAGAACGGCACCAGCGCCUGGCACGGCGGGCACCGGGCCCAUCCCCUCCCCAGCUGCUCCCCCGCCCCAGCCCGUCAGCACGCCUGGCGCCUCCCGGAGAGGCAGUAGAUGCUUUGGACCCCUCACCCUUGCCCGAUCCCCUCCCCCUUGGCCCCAGGACGGGCCCAGCACGGCAGCCCCACGCCCAGCCAGCGCCGGGGUUGGCCCAGCACGAAGCACCCGGCGCAGAACAGAGCCACGCAGCCCUGCCCCAGGAGCAGCCAGCCGGGACAGACGUGGCACUGGCCGGAAAACAGCCCGGCCCGAGGAUCGGGCCCAGCACGGGGACUGGGGGACGGGGCAGGGACCACGUGUAAAUGCUGCAUUUGGCUGUGGAGGUGAACCCCCCACACCCAGUGUGAGUGAACACUUCCCCCCACACACCCCCGGGAGGGGCUGCAGCCCAGUGGCUCCCACCCCACGGGGAAGGGGCCUUGCUCAGAACAGUCUUGGGCUGCCCUAGAGCCUCCCGCCCAACAAGCACCCCCUGUGGCUGCACCAGCCAGCUGCAUGACCCCCCCGCGCCAACUACCCCCGCGCAUGCCCUGUCCUGCACCCCCACCCCAGUGAACCCUCCCGAGCUCCCCACACCCCCACCCCAAUGCAGCCCCAACCACGCACAGACCCCACUUCUGUCCCCCCAGUGCAGACCUGCCCCCCAUCUCCAUUCCUUGCUGCGCCCCCCUUAGCCCCCCCCGGGGAUCGGUGUGUCUUGCCCAGCCCCUCUGCACCUGCCCCUACCAGGGCUGCCCGUAACACACAUCUCCUGGGCCUGUGGCCACCCCAGGCCACCUGGCUCCUGCAGCGCCCACCGGCAUGCAGGGGAGUCACGGGCCGGUCCCCAUCAGAGGCUCUGAUGCUGUCUGGGAAGAGGGCCCAAAAUACCUUGAGCCCUGGGGGCGGGGGGCAAGCUGGGUCUCAGGCCCUGUCCAGUGCCCAUAGUGGGGGGUGGUCAGAGCCCAGCCUGACCUACUUCCCCUUUUCCCUUCGCUGGACACUGCCACCACCUGUGGGCACAGCCCCCCCCCCCAGAGCUCCCCCCAGCCCCUCCCGGCCCAUCUCCCACCCCACCCCAUCCCUGGGUGCUGAGCGCCCGCUGUCCCCCCCCCCACACUGUGUGUUUGUGCCCUGAGCCCUGCGCCCCUCGCAGCCCAUUCCCCCCCACCCCAUCCCUGGGUGUUUGUGCCCCAAGACCUGGGCCUUGCCCCAAGCCCUGCACCCCUUCCACCCCAUCCCCCCCACCCCACCCCAUCCCUGGUGUUUGUGCCCCGAGCCCUGCACCCUGCCCAGCACACCCCUCCCAUCGCUCAGGUCUGCACUGCCAGCCGCUGCCUGUGUCAUCCCAGAACCCCCCCCACCCCACGCCGGUUCCCGCCAGCCCUGCUCCCCAGGGAACUCCCACUGCCCUGGGCCAGCCGGGCGGGGCCCUGGGGUGCUGCUGGGUGGGUGGGGUGAGGCAGGGCACAGCCCCUUGGGGGCACCAGGUGUGUGGGGGGGGCAGAACCCAGCCCCGAGGGGUCACCGUGGCAGCAGGGCCCUGGCCGGGGACGGGGGCGGGCAGCACCUUGCGCUGUAGUCACAGCCUCUGCUCCCGGGGUAAUGGGCCGGCACCAGGAUGUGGCUUCAGGGGAGAGGGGGCGGGGGUGUCACUGUGUGAACAUUGGGCAAGGGAGGGACGCUCCCUUCCUACCCCUGCAGGGACUCUUAGUCCUCCGGCCCCUUCACUUUCAGCCCCGGGCACAGCCAUUGGCCUUGGGGCCCUGUGCUCCCUUCCCCACCCCCAGCUGCACAGAGUGGGGAGGGGAGAGGCGUGAUGGGGGAAGGCCCCCCCCUUGAGUAGACUCCUCCUUCACCCCCCCACCACGCCCCCGUGGCUCAGAGCAGCCAACAGGCUGGGCACAGACUGAGCUCCUGGGAGCAUCCCUGGGGGUCUGGACAGACAGACACACAAGGCCACGUACUAUGUGGGGGGCUGGACAGACAGACACGGGAUGACAGGCACCCCGGGACGCACACACAUAGCGCUAAAAAGAAAAGGAGGACUUGUGGCACCUUAGAGACUAACAAAUUUAUUUGAGCAUAAGCUUUCGUGAGCUACAGCUCACUUCAUCGGAUGCAUUUGGUGGAAAAAACAGAG
This is a messenger RNA of Dermochelys coriacea (leatherback sea turtle), 4750 nucleotides long. It is a transcript of the gene ASIC4, whose product is annotated as acid sensing ion channel subunit family member 4. Gene Ontology annotation, biological process: sodium ion transmembrane transport. NCBI's taxonomy places the organism in Eukaryota, Metazoa, Chordata, Testudines, Dermochelyidae. Gene Ontology annotation, cellular component: membrane. Bases 917 to 2521 code for a protein of 534 amino acids. The record is from RefSeq and is a predicted model, not a curated record. The transcript has 10 exons. Gene Ontology annotation, molecular function: ligand-gated sodium channel activity.